ACAUAUGUAAAGUUUGUCUUUUAAACCCUUUCAAUUUGAGGUUAUAUCAGGUUAUAAUUUCAUAACAUUAGAUAAUUAAUAAUCUACUUGUUAAAACUUGAUUAAUUGUUGGAAAAUUCAAAAUGUUUAAAUAACUUACCUAUGUUCGUUGGUGACUAGUCUUCUUUUCUUCAUUCUUGCGAUAAAAAAACGAAAUCAUGGUAAAAGAACGCGGAGUUAUUAUGCCGAUUAUCCGUAAUUUUAUAAAUUCAUUGAAACCAAAAGCAAGUAGACGACAUUUUGUAGGCGAAGACUAUAAUGGUACAAAAUAUUACGAAGAUUUGAAUCAACGAAAUCGACGCGGGCGAUCAUUUGAACCGAAAGAUCCUGAAAAUUUUCAAGAAGAAAUUCCAGCUGAGUGGGAGGCUUGGCUGCGAUACCGAAGACUUGAAAGACCUUCUGAUGAAGAAGUCCAGGCUAAUUACAACUUAAUGAUUAUGAAGAGAAGAAAUGCUGCUGAGCUAGAGAAGAAAUAUAAAGAAAAUGCUGGUAGAAGAGUCGAAGACAAUCUUCCUAAAGAAAAAUUAAGUUUUCCUACUUAUGAGGAAUACAAAGACUUUGGUCGAAAUUAUGAACCGAAGUCAGAUAAAUAAGUUGUAGAAAUUUAUCAUAAAGUAAAUAUAUAUAUCGAAUAAAUAAUAAGCUUUGUAAUAUAAAAAUUGUAAAUGUUUAUUAUAACAAAAA
Molecule: messenger RNA, 723 nt
Organism: Microplitis mediator
Lineage: Eukaryota; Metazoa; Arthropoda; Insecta; Hymenoptera; Braconidae
Product: NADH dehydrogenase [ubiquinone] 1 alpha subcomplex assembly factor 2
Exons: 2
Coding region: 198-632 (144 amino acids)
Biological process (GO): mitochondrial respiratory chain complex I assembly
Cellular component (GO): membrane
Source: RefSeq, a predicted model, not a curated record